Messenger RNA from Pungitius pungitius (ninespine stickleback), 3076 nucleotides. RefSeq names its product peroxisomal biogenesis factor 5-like a (gene pex5la). The transcript is spliced from 15 exons. The coding region runs from base 264 to 2132 and encodes 622 amino acids. Gene Ontology annotation, cellular component: cytosol; peroxisomal membrane. Gene Ontology annotation, molecular function: protein binding. The record is from RefSeq and is a predicted model, not a curated record. Gene Ontology annotation, biological process: protein import into peroxisome matrix, docking. NCBI's taxonomy places the organism in Eukaryota, Metazoa, Chordata, Actinopteri, Perciformes, Gasterosteidae.
CGGCGCGCCCCUCCUUGUCCACGCGCGCACACACACACACACAGACGCGCACACACCCUGGAGGAGCAAAAGUGUCAUCUUCAGCACCCGAGGAGAGGACAGCUCCUCCCCGUGAGCUCCUCCGGACCUCCUGUGCGUUAACAAAAAAAAGAGAAGAGAAAGAAGAAAAAGAAAUCCGCUACGAGCUUUUUCAUGUCAGUACUUUCUGGAAGAAGUCCAAAGAUCCGCUGACGGAGAGAUCCGCUGCUGACCGCGUGCUCAAUAUGUACCAGGGGCAUUUACAGGGGAAAGACUCUAGGGCUGCAGAUAGGACUGUUGCCAUGGUGCUGAAGGAGAUACCAAGUAAGGCGUCAUCAGAAGGGAAGCCCCUCCUCACAGUGACUACCAAGCUGGUCGGCGAGCAACAGGAGAGCCGCCCGCUGUUAAGUCCCUCCAUCGACGAUUUCCUCUGCGAGACCAAGUGCGAUGGGGUUUCCCGCCCAGUGACUUCAAACACAGCUGUUCUAUCUUCAACGCUGGACCUGCUGGAUCUCAGCGAACCCGGCGAAAGGAAGAGCAGCAAGGACAAGAGGAGCCCUCAGUCCUCCCGCGGCAACAGCCAGAAGAAAAACUCCCACAGGAAGAAGACGGAUGAGACGGAGCUGAUCCAGGUGGAGGUUGAGCAGGCGGGAAAAAGCACCAGGACUUCAGAGAGGGCAUCGAUAGACUCAGUUACCAUUGUGUCAACGUUGGAUAAAUGGGAAGAGCUGAACCCGAACCCCGAGAGUAUUGGCAACAGGAAAUGGAAGUUGGAGAGGCGGCGUUCUUCUAAGCAUUCCUCCAAUGAGUUCCUGUGGUCCAUAGACUGUAAAACCCAAAUAGAGCCAUUAAACAAGAAUGCCUUGGAAGUACAUGCCAAGGGGGAGCCAGAUUCUGCUUUAGCAUCUCAACUCAACAAGCAGUAUAUUAGUGGAAGACAUGCUCGCCUAGUCAAGGAGCAGCGGUUGGGCAGCGCCCUCCUUUCCAGACAUCAGUCCCUGGAGGAGGAGUUUGAGCGAGCGAAGGCCGCCGUUGAGUCAGAUACCGAAUUCUGGGACAAGAUGCAGGCCGAGUGGGAAGAGCUCGCUCGGCGGAACUGGCUGACUGAAAACGAGCAGGCGCAGAUUCCCUCGUCCGUCUCUCCCCAUGAGAAGGGCUACUACUUCCACACAGAUAAUCCUUAUAAAGACUUGCCUAACGCAUUCGAAGAGGGACAAAAGAAGUCACGAGAGGGAGACUUGCAGAACGCUGUGCUUUUGCUGGAAGGAGCCGUCUUGCAGGACCCUCAAGAUUCAGAGGCCUGGCAGGUGCUGGGGACAACGCAGGCGGAAAAUGAGAACGAGCAGGCGGCGAUCGUCUCCCUCCAGAGGUGUUUGGAGCUCCACCCAAGCAACCUCCCGGCCCUCAUGGCUCUGGCGGUGAGCCUGACCAACACCGGCAUGCGGAACGACGCCUGCGAGGCGCUGCUGCGCUGGCUGCGACACAAUCCAAAGUCCAAGCACCUGCUGAAGGGCAAGAGCCACCUGACGGCUUCCCCGAACUCCCAGCGCAAGAUGUCCACGGCGCCCAACGUGGGCCGAUACGAAAGCUCCCUGCUACCAGAGGUCAAGGAGCUCUUUCUGGAAGCAGUUCAGCAGAACUCUGACAGCAUCGACCCGGAUUUGCAGACAGGGCUCGGAGUGCUCUACAACCUCAGCGGGGAGUUUAACAAAGCCGUCGAGGCCUUCAAUACAGCCCUGUCAGUGAGGCCCGAGGACUACUUGUUGUGGAACCGCCUGGGGGCCACGCUGGCCAACGGGGACCGGAGUGAGGAAGCGGUGGAGGCUUACACGCGAGCCCUGGAGCUGCAACCGGGGUUCAUCAGGUCCCGCUACAACUUGGGCAUCAGCUGUAUUAACCUGGGGGCACACAGAGAGGCAGCCAGUAACUUCCUGACUGCCUUGAGCCUUCAGAGGAAGAGCCGGAGUCGCCAGCAGUCCCACCAGGUGAUGUCUGGAAACAUCUGGGCUGCGCUAAGGAUAGCUUUAUCCAUGAUGGACCAGCCCGAACUCUUCCAGGCUGCAAAUAUCGGUGACCUGGACCUCCUCAUGCGGGCCUUCAACCUAGACAUUUGAGGGAUGGGAGGUAGUGACGAUAGCAUUUCCUCCCUUUCCCUUAACCCUUCAAUUUCUACCCGACAGCCAAAAGCCCAAAGCGCACUCAUGGGAAUAGAUCCAAUCAGUGUGGCUGUUACCCACGUCAAAAUGAACCUAGUCGCCAACAGUUGUUUAAUUUUUACCGCCCGAGUACUUGGAGCACCUCUGAGUACAGGUUCUUCCAAGUGCUUGAAGUAACUGCUUUGUGAGGAAUUUGCACUGCAAUUUGUGAUUUCCCCGAAGAGCACGAGGACGGGGCAAAGAUUGCACUGGCAAUGCCUUAGAGAACACAUCAAUUAAAAACUGACUCAUCCAGUGGAACAGAGCCGAGCCAGAACAGACAGGCGGGCAGACAGUAGGGGAAUCUCACACAGGAGGCCUGCUGUUUGCAGAGGAGAGAUGAGGCUUUGAGAAAUAAAUGAAAAGGUUUGUUAUCCAAUUACUUUCAAAGACUCAAGACCGUAUACCACCCGAAAAGCCCUCCAAAAGGAUGGAUUUAGUAAGCAAAUGAUAAAGACUGCACCUUAUGACCUGGAGCUCCGAAUUCAGUCGCUGGCUUGUUUUGGCCACGUUGCGAUGGAGAAUAAUGACGCUGCAUGAAUAAGCAUUUUAAUACACGAGAUGGAUUCUUGUUUAAAAUGAGCAUUUACUUUUAGAAGCUUUCCCUUUGCACUUCAGACAAACUGAUCUUCCACAACCCAAACGGAAUGUGCAAGCCAGGUUUUAAAGCCUUACUCAAAAUGCAUGCCAACAACAAUAUUUCUAUUUAUACUCUUUUAACGGCAAAAUGAACACACUAAGCAUUUAAGGAUGGUUUGGAAUUCUUUAAAAAACUGCCAUGUUCUGAACUUAAAAGCGUUCUGAGCUGUUAUAUUCUGCUUUUUGUUAUUUUUGUUAUUUUUUUUGGGGGGGGGGGGGGGGGG